Molecule: messenger RNA, 3670 nt
Organism: Lagopus muta (rock ptarmigan)
Lineage: Eukaryota; Metazoa; Chordata; Aves; Galliformes; Phasianidae
Gene: KCNA10
Product: potassium voltage-gated channel subfamily A member 10
Exons: 9
Coding region: 1363-2913 (516 amino acids)
Biological process (GO): protein homooligomerization; potassium ion transmembrane transport
Cellular component (GO): voltage-gated potassium channel complex; membrane
Molecular function (GO): protein binding; delayed rectifier potassium channel activity
Source: RefSeq, a predicted model, not a curated record
GGGCUGAAUUAUCUGGGUUGGAGGUGGGGGUUUGGGGCUUGUUCUGCUUCCCAGCAGCCAGUUUUGCAGAGUUGUUUUGUAGCAGUUUCUUUUAAGCCCUAGGGAAAGUGAGUUUUGCAGAAGGCGCUUGCACCUCUCAACUUCCAGGAGCACCCCUGGUCUGAGGUUUAUCCUUGCUGCUGAUCCACGGCAGCUUUUUAAAUUCGAGUUUAGAGGAUAAGAGGCAGAGAAUCAGAUGAAUGAGAGCAAAGAUGCCAUUGCUUUGCCUGAUGGGUCUUCUCCCAUCACUUCUUGGCUGCAUGAGGCACUGGAGGAAGCUGAUGCAUGGUGUGGCAGGUCAUCCAUCCAUCUGCUGUAGGGAGGAUAUCUUGUGGAUGCCUUGUAAGCAGGUUUUGGGCUGUGGGAGCCCUCUGCUGAGCCUGUUCCAUUCUGAAGGCAGCAGUUCUGUGAGUGCUUCUGCAUCAGGAUCCAGGUGUAUGGCAUGGCCUGCUGUGUUCUGAGCUCUGCAUUUAGCCCACAUCCUCAGCAUCUCAUUCACAAGCAAGAAACAAGCCUGGCACAUAAGGGAGUUCUCAGGCUGUGUGAGAAGCAACGCUGUGAAAAUGAACCGUUUUGGGCUAAGCUGCUGUAUUUCCAUCCCCCAGAGAGGGGCGCUGUUGGAUUUCAUUCUGGAUCUGGGUCUCCUGAUUUUCUGAAAAGAAACUACUUCCUUCUCCUUUGCUUAUGAGGUUCUAAAAUUUCCCAUGGAUGAGACGAUCACAUCAACAUCCCUGCUCUGGUCCAGCAGUAGAAACAAAGUGCAGGCGACCAAAACCUUGGGAGAAGCUGGAAUGAGCUUUGAAGUUUUGAGCAAAUACGAGUCAGUCCUUGUGUCAUACAAAGCAUGAAAAUAAAGAAGAAAGAACCAUGUGGGACAGAGACCAAGGUGGUGAUGGAGACAGCAGAGUGCAGGAAGGAGGGAGAAACACAAUCCACCCGAGUGGAAAUGUUCAACACCUCCUGGGAACCCCUCCGAAAGGCCCCCAGAUGUGGAAGUGCCACAAGUCGACUGGUCCUCAGUAUAUUCACCUGGCAUCCCUUGGGAAGAGAGCCGCGCAGACACCAACACAUCCGUACCCACCCAAAGGAUCUCCUACUGCUGGAAGAAGAGCUGUCAUUUCGGCUGCCUGAUCCUGGCUGCAGGUCUUCCAUUAGAAAAUGAUCGGCUGUUGCAAUCUGCUUUAUUGCAGAAAGAAGCACUGAAGGCAUGAGGAAAUAUUCGUUGCAUGCAGUUUGCUCGCGCUAAACCAUUCUCAUAGCGUGGGAAAGAAGCAAGCUGCCGGCAUUCGACCCGGGGAUUUAUGCUGCUAAUCUGAUUAGUGUAUGAUGGACGUGUCCAGUUGGAAGGAGAUGGAGGUGGCACUAGUCAGUUUUGACAACGCUGAUCAGAUCGUGGAGGAUCCCUGUUAUUCAAACGACCUCAGCCCUGCCAGCCAGUCGCGGAAAGGCCAUCCCAGCUGCGCCAACCUCCUCUCCAACUGGAGAAUCCUCAUCAACAGUGAAAACGCCAACAAUGAGACCAUUUUCUCCAGGUUCUCUGCUGAGUUCAGCGAGCACCUGGUGGGGGAGCGGGUGGGGAUGGAGGAGGGGGACCAGCGAGUCAUCAUCAACAUCGCUGGGCUGAGGUUUGAGACACGGCUCAAGACCCUCAACCAGUUCCCGGAGACCUUGCUCGGUGACCCAGAGAAGAGGAUGCGGUACUUUGACUCCAUGAGGAAUGAAUAUUUCUUCGAUAGGAACAGGCCCAGUUUUGAUGGGAUCCUGUACUAUUACCAAUCCGGUGGGAAAAUCCGGCGUCCGGCCAACGUACCCAUAGAUGUCUUUGCUGAUGAAAUCACCUUCUAUGAGCUGGGUGACGAAGCCAUGGACCAGUUCAGGGAGGAUGAAGGGUUUAUCAAGGACCCUGAGACCCUCUUACCAACCAAUGACUUUCAUAGGCAAUUCUGGCUGCUCUUUGAGUACCCCGAAAGCUCCAGCGCGGCCAGAGGUGUAGCUUUGGUCUCUGUCCUGGUCAUUGUCAUCUCCAUCAUCAUCUUCUGCAUGGAGACCUUGCCAGAGUUCAGAGAGGAAAGGGAGUAUAAGUCCACCCAGGAGCUUUCUAAGAAUACGACGGACACCUUGCUGGCCCACAGCACCUUCACAGACCCUUUCUUUGUCAUAGAGACUGCCUGCAUCAUCUGGUUCUCCUUCGAGCUGUUCGUCCGAUUCAUCGUUUGCCCGAGCAAGACCGAGUUCUUCAAGAACAUCAUGAACAUCAUUGACAUCGUGUCCAUCAUCCCCUACUUCGUGACGCUCACCACUGAGCUGAUCCAGCAGAGCGAACUCAACGGGCAGCAGAACAUGUCCUUGGCCAUCCUACGGAUCAUCCGCUUGGUGCGGGUCUUCCGGAUCUUCAAGCUGUCCCGGCACUCCAAGGGGCUGCAGAUCCUGGGGCAGACCCUCAAGGCCAGCAUGCGGGAGCUGGGCUUGCUCAUCUUCUUCCUCUUCAUCGGCGUCAUCCUCUUCUCCAGCGCCAUCUAUUUUGCAGAAGUGGACGAGCCGCAGUCCCAUUUCUCCAGCAUCCCCGACGGCUUCUGGUGGGCUGUGGUCACGAUGACGACCGUUGGCUAUGGAGACAUGUGCCCCACCACCUUGGGUGGGAAGAUCGUGGGCACCCUGUGUGCUAUUGCAGGUGUGCUGACCAUCGCCCUGCCCGUCCCCGUCAUCGUCUCAAACUUUAACUAUUUCUACCACAGGGAGACAGAGAAUGAAGAGAAGCAAAUUCUGCCCGGGGAGGUGGAGAGGAUACUCAACAGUGUGGUGACAGGCAACGACAGCAUGGAGUCUCUCAAUAAGACCAAUGGGGGUUACCCUCGAGACAAGGCCAAAAAGUGAUGCUUGUUUCCAUGGCAGAGCUGAGCGCUGUCAGGUGGGGUGGGCUGGAUAAGGCAUGCAACAUCUGCAAGCUGUUUUGUUGUUGUUUUUAUUUUAUUUCAUUUUAAACCAAAUGUGCUGCUGCUUUUAUUUAUUAUUUUUUUUUCUAGACGUUUUUCAAUCUUUGAUUUCCCGUGGCUGUUCAAAUAAAUACCAUCUUUCUUAUCUCUCUUCCCUGCCCCUCGGUCUGCUUUUUAUUACUUGAUGCUCAUCUGUUUGACAUUCAUCUUUCCUGACCACAGCAUCAGAGCACAGUUCCCCCAUGCAUGGAGAUUUUCCCCAUUUGCUGAGAGGCAAAAAGGGGAAAAAAUACAAGAAAUGCUUUCUCUGGUGCCACCCAGCUUCCCAGGGGCAGAGCUAGCCUCAUCUCCCUGCUCUUCUCAGCGCAUUAUCAAUGUUCCCUCUGCAGAUUCAGUUCCCUGGUCUGUGCUGGUGGCACAGCAGGGUGGACGAUGAUGGAUGGGACCGAGCCAGUGGGUGCAGGGAUUUAGAAGGAGAGGGAUGAGGCUGGGAUGCAGCUGUACAGCUGCCAAGGAAGGGCCAUGGCUCAGUGCCCAUAGGGGUUCUGGUGGACCAGCUGAGCUCUGAGAAGGGCAGGGGGGACUUUUAAUGCAAACAAACAUUCGACUUGUGGGUUAUCUGGUGCACGAACGCCCUUCGGGACCAAUCUCCGUGACCUUGUAGCUUUUAUUGUCACUUAUGUUGCUGCAAAUGGAGC